UGUCAAAUACGGUUUGGAGGAAGAAAAGAAAUUGCUUCAGACUCUGAUAGCAGAGUCACUUGUUUGUGUGCUCAGUUUGAAGCUGUGUUACAGCAUGGUCUGAGGAGGAGCCGAGGAUUAGCAUUAACAGCAGCAGCGAUCAAACAGGCAGCAGGUUUCUCCAGUAAAACUGAAACAGAGCCAGUGUUUUGGUACUAUGUGAAAGAAGUUCUGAAUAAACAUGAACUGCAGCGCUUUUACUCUCUGAAAACAAUUACUACAGAUAUUGGUAGAGGCCGGGCUUGGUUGCGCUGUGCAUUAAAUGAACAUUCCCUGGAAAGAUAUGUUCAUAUGCUGCUUGCAGAUAAGAAUCGACUCAGUGUCUUCUAUGAAGACUGGUCUUUUAUGAUGGAUGAAGAACGUUCUAGUAUGAUCCCUACGAUGGCAGCUGGUCUGAACUCCAUUCUUUUUGCAAUCAACAUUGAUAAUAAGGAUUUAAAUGGGCAGAGCAAAUGCACACCCACCGUGUCUGAUUUGUUAAAGGAAUCGACGCAAAAUGUAACCUCAUUAUUGAAAGAAUCCACUCAAGGUGUUAGCAGCCUUCUUAGAGAGAUAACUGCAUCAUCUGCUGUCUCGAUUCUAAUAAAACCUGAUCAAGACACUGACCCACUUCCUGUUCUCUCAAAGAAUGUAAAUGCUGAUUUGAAAUUUAAAAAAGAUCGAAAAAAGAAGAAGAGAGUGACAAAUAUUAUCUCAUUUGAUGAAGAGGAAGAUGGGCAAAAUUUAGGGGAUGCCAUGAAGACUCUGAUUGCAGGAGAAAGUUCGGAGGAGAGUGUAGACAGAUCUUCAGGUUUUGUAUUACCCUCAUCUGAAAGCACUCUUGGAAAAAAUUUGAAUGGGAAUGAAAGUAACCAUUCGUGGAAGAGCAAUUCAGUAUUCAUGAAUGGAGAUUAUGAAUACCAGAAACUAGAUGUGAAGAGCAUUGAUGAUGAAGAUGCGGAUGAGGAUGAGCUGUAUGGAAAAACAUUAGGAAAUAAAGGCACAGAAGGUGAAACCGAAGCUUCUGAGAA
Molecule: messenger RNA, 1049 nt
Organism: Fulmarus glacialis (Northern fulmar)
Lineage: Eukaryota; Metazoa; Chordata; Aves; Procellariiformes; Procellariidae
Gene: SNX29
Product: sorting nexin 29
Exons: 6
Source: RefSeq, a predicted model, not a curated record